AUGGCUCAAUCCAUCCUCCUCAUAAACGGCCCCAACCUCAACCUCCUUGGAACCCGGGAGCCUCACCUCUACGGUUCUGAAACUCUCGCCGAUGUAGAGUCUAGGCUUGAGACUCAUUGCACGAGCCUCUCCACAGCCUCAAAACAAGUCACCAUCUCGUGCUUCCAAUCAAACCACGAAGGGCUGCUCAUAGACCGCAUUCACCAAGCCAGAGUCGACAAGGUCGAUGCAAUUAUCAUAAAUGCAGGUGCAUUCACGCACACUAGCGUUGCGCUGAGAGAUGCGUUAUCAGGUGUGAAUAUUCCAUUUGUGGAGAUCCACGUUACAAAUGUGCAUGCCCGAGAGGAAUUCAGGCACAAGAGUUUCCUGGCAGAUAAAGCGGUCGCUGUGAUUUGCGGCUUGGGUACUUAUGGAUAUGUGGCUGCACUUGAGUUUUGCGUAAGCUAUUUGAAGAGAUGA
This is a messenger RNA of Pseudogymnoascus verrucosus, 459 nucleotides long. RefSeq lists its product as uncharacterized. Lineage: Eukaryota; Fungi; Ascomycota; Leotiomycetes; Thelebolales; Thelebolaceae. Gene Ontology annotation, biological process: quinate catabolic process. Bases 1 to 459 code for a protein of 152 amino acids. Gene Ontology annotation, molecular function: 3-dehydroquinate dehydratase activity. The record is from RefSeq and is a predicted model, not a curated record. The transcript has a single exon.